Messenger RNA from Naegleria fowleri, 3129 nucleotides. RefSeq lists its product as uncharacterized. Gene Ontology annotation, cellular component: actin cytoskeleton; microvillus; plasma membrane. Lineage: Eukaryota; Heterolobosea; Eutetramitea; Acrasida; Naegleriidae. The transcript has 2 exons. The record is from RefSeq and is a predicted model, not a curated record. Gene Ontology annotation, biological process: actin filament organization; vesicle transport along actin filament. Gene Ontology annotation, molecular function: microfilament motor activity; actin filament binding; ATP binding. The coding region runs from base 1 to 3129 and encodes 1042 amino acids.
AUGGCAUUCAACAUAAAACAACGAAAACAAAAACAAGCUGGUAUCGAUGACAUGGUUCUCCUGCCAAAACUUUCAGAAAAUGAAAUCAUGGAAAACCUCAAAAAACGUCAUGCCACUGAUGUCAUUUACACAUAUAUUGGAAAUGUGCUGAUUUCUGUGAACCCUUUCAAACAAAUUCCAAUCUUUGAUCAGAAUUUUAUCGAUCAGUACAAUGGAAAGUAUCCCUAUGAGGAACCACCUCAUAUCUAUGCAUUGGCUGAAACAGCUUAUAAAAACUUGAAGAAUAACGGAGAUUCUCAGUGUGUGAUUAUCUCCGGAGAGAGUGGUGCUGGUAAGACUGAAGCCUCUAAAUUGAUCAUGCAAUACAUUGCAGCUGUUUCUGGUGAUGGCCAUGGAGUGGAUCGUGUCAAGAGAAUCAUUCUCGAAAGUAACCCUCUGUUGGAAGCAUUUGGUAACGCCAAGACUGUUCGUAACAACAACUCAUCUCGUUUCGGUAAAUUCUUUGAGAUUCAAUUCGAUGACAGAGGUGAUCCUAUCGGUGGUAAAAUUACCAAUUACUUGCUUGAGAAAUCCCGUGUGGUGUAUCAACAAGCAGGUGAACGUAAUUUCCACAUUUUCUAUCAAUUGUGUGCAGGUGCCACUCCAGAAGAAAAGGAAGAAUUCGCAACCACCAAUGCUCAUGACUUUUAUUACUUGUCACAAUCUGGUUGUUACACUGUCGAUGGCGUCGAUGAUGCUGAGGAAUAUCAAUUGACAAGAAAGGCCAUGGAUGUCAUUGGUAUUUCUAAAGAAGAACAAACCAAUCUCAUGAGAUUAGUUGCUGGUAUUUUGUGGCUUGGUAACAUUACCUUUGAAGAAACUGGAAGAGGUUCAGUCGUUUCAGAUGAAAAUACUUUAAACUAUGCUGCUUACUUGUUAAAUGUUGCUCCUGACAAGUUACAAUUUGCUCUAUUGAACAGAAUUAUCAAAUCUGGAUCUGAAGAGAUUACUGUGUCUCAAUCUCCUGCUCAAGCUGCAAAUAUUCGAGACGCUUUAGCUAAGGCAUUGUAUUCGAGAAUGUUCGAUUGGCUUGUGAAACGUAUCAAUGAUGCCAUGGAUACCAAGAAGAAUCAAUUGAUUUUGGCUGUUUUGGAUAUUUAUGGAUUUGAAAUUUUUGAUAAGAAUGGUUUUGAACAAUUUUGUAUCAAUUAUGUGAAUGAGAAGUUGCAACAAAUCUUUAUUGAUUUGACUCUCAAAGCAGAACAAGAUGAAUAUCAACAAGAAGGUAUCAAAUGGGAACCUAUUCAAUUUUUCAACAACAAGAUUGUGUGUGAUUUGAUUGAAGAAAAGAACCCACCUGGAAUUUUCUCCAUUCUCGAUGACACUUGUAACACCACUCACUCCAUGGAAGCUCGAGCUGCUGAUGAAAAGUUUUUAACUCGUUUGCGUGAAGUUGUGAACAAUCCUCACUUUGUUGGACGUACCAAUGAAUUCUCUGUUAAACAUUAUGCUGGUAAUGUCGAUUACAAUAUUGAUGGUUUCACUGAUAAGAAUAAGGAUGUACUUUACAAGACAUUGAUUCAAUGUAUGCAAUCCACCACCAAUCCAUUCAUUAGAAAAUUCUUCCCUGAGAAUGUGAAUGAAAACGACAAGAAGAGACCUGACAGUGCUGGUAUCAAGAUCAAAACAAGUGCCAUUGAAUUGGUUGCUUCUCUAAAGAAGUGUGAACCUCACUACAUUCGUUGUAUCAAACCCAAUGAAACCAAACAACCUCGUGACUUUGAUACUAAGCGUGUCCUUCACCAAGUCAAAUAUUUGGGUUUGUUGGAGAAUAUUCGUGUUCGUCGUGCUGGUUUUGCCUUUCGUGCUCCAUUCCAAAAGUUUUUACAUUCCUUCUCAGUGCUUUCAAAGAAGACAUGGCCAGUUUGGAGGGGAGAUGCUCGUGAAGGAUGUGAAAUCCUUUUAAAGGAUAUUGGAAUUGAACCAGGAGAAUAUCAAAUGGGUCGUACUAAAAUCUUUUUGAGAAAACCUGAUACUUUGUUUAGUUUGGAAGAAAAUAAGGAACGCCUCUUCCAUGACAAUGCCACUCGAAUGCAAAGAUUGUGGCGUAAUUACAAGUUGAAACGUUACUUUAUCAAACUUAGAAAUUCAUCUGCUGAUUUGUUGGAUAAUAGAAAACAAAGACGUAGAUUGUCCAUUAAUAGAACAUUCCUUGGAGAUCAUGUGAAUUAUUUGGAUAAUGCUCAAUUACAAGAAGUGAUGAAGAAACAAGGACGUAAAGAUGACGGUGGCGUUGUCUUUGGUGAUAUCUUUAUGAGACCCAAGAAGAAGUUGUUGAAGGGUGUCACUUUUGAUAAGAUUUGGGGAUUAUUGACCAAUGAAGCUCUCUAUUUCAUUCACAGAGAAAAGGUCAAGAAGCAAUUCAUUAUGGAGAUGUUGUGCAGAAUUGCAAUGAAUCAAAUUCAAUGCAUUUGUAUGAGUCAACUUUCUGACAAUUGGUUGGUCAUUCAAGUGAAUGAUCCACUGAUUGAUGACUUGUUCCUUGAAUGUGAAAAUAAGACUGAAUUCUUGGCCAUUUUGAACGAUCAAUACAGAGCCAAGAUGAAUCGUGACAUUCCUCGUACAUUUGAGAAUACUCUUUCUUACACUGAAAAUAAGAAGAAGAAGACAGUCAAGAAGGUUGAAUUCUACUUGGAUCCAAAGGCCAAAUUAGCAAACGUUUCAGGAGGUGGUUCUGGUUUCAAGGUUGGAAUUUGUGAAGGUUUGCCAGCUGGUACUCAACCAAAGAAGGUUGAAAUCAAGAUGAGCAAUGCACCAUCUUAUUCACAACCUUCCAGUAGUGGACAACAAAGAGUUGGUCACCGUAUGUCACUCCUUGAGCAAGCUCCAAUUCAAGAAUCUACUUAUUUGACUCAACAAGAACAAAAUACUGGCGGACCAAAGAAGAGACCUCCUCAACCUCCACCAAAGGCCAACGAGAAGCCAAAGGUUAAGGCAUUGUACAAUUAUCAAGCAUCAGCCGAUGAUGAAUUAACUCUCCGUGAAGGUGACAUUAUUACUCUUCUCGACAAGGAUCCAUCAGGCUGGUGGGAAGGAGAAAAGAACGGAAAGAGAGGUCUCUUCCCCGGUAAUUAUGUGGUAGAGCUCUAG